ACAUGUCCUUUUCUGAGGAUCAGUCAGGGUGGCUGUGGUUUGUUCCGUCCUUGCUAAUUUGUCAAUGUUGAGAAUGCUGAAAAUGCAGGCUUUUACAUUUGUCGGAUGUCAAUGAGUUACUGAAUAUUUUAUACCUGAGCUUGUCUUGAUUUUGAAAAAAAGGGAAAGUGCAAUGAAGCAGAAAGAUGAAGUGAUAAGAUUGAUUAUAACAGCAGAAACUUGUGGAUAAAGAUCAGGGAGCUAUUUUGAGAACUUACAAAGUGUCGCCAUGGAUGAUGAUAUGGGAAUGAAACGUCCAUUGGACGAUGAUUACGAGGAGGAACAAGAUGAUCGUAAGAGGCGUCGGGGUGAUGGACCCAAAGUGGAGCUGAGAUUCCUCCUGGCCAGCAAGAAUGCUGGAGCUAUCAUUGGAAAAGGAGGCAGCAACAUCAAACGGCUGAGGCAGGAUUACAAAGCCAGUGUAACAGUGCCCGACUCGACAAGUCCCGAACGAGUGCUGACCAUUGGAGCCAGUCUUGCUACAGCACUUGAGUGUGUCCUUGACAUCAUUCCUAAAUUAGAGGAUUAUAAAAACUACAGGGACAAUGACUUUGAUUGCGAGAUGCGACUGUUGGUGCAUCAGAGUCAGGCAGGAUGUAUUAUCGGGAGAGCAGGUUUCAAAAUCAAGGAACUCAGAGAGAGAACUGGAGCACAAAUCAAAGUAUAUUCCCAAUGUUGUCCGGAAUCCACAGAGCGAGUAGUGGCAAUUGGAGGAAAACCAAAGAUAGUGGUAGACUGCAUAGAGACCAUCCAUGAUCUCCUACAAACGGCACCACCAAAAGGCCCUAACCAGCCUUAUGACCCAUUAUACUGGGAUGAAUUCAUGGUUCCAGAUUACGGUGGAUACAGUGCAUCAGAAGGAGGCCGUGGGAAAGGUGGUCCCAGAGGAGCACCACCUGGUGGCAGAAUGGGUGGUGGCCCCAUGGGCAUGAGAGGUGGCAGUGGUGGUGGGAGAGGUAUGCGAGGAGGAGGAGGUGGAGGAGGAGGUGACUAUCGCCGAGGUGGAGGCGGUGGUAUGAUGAGGUCUGGAGGCAGUGGUGGAGGCCGAGGCGGUGGUGGUUUUGGUGGCAACCGUGGCAGCAGCGGUGGAUUUGGAGGAAGUGGAGGAGGUUUUGGAGGUGGAAACCGUCAGGGAGGAAACCGCCAAGGAAGAGGCAGCAGCUUUGGUGGUGGCAGUGGAGGUGGUGGCAGUUUUGGAGGAAGCGGAGGCAGCAGUGGUAACUUUGGAGGAGGAAGCAUGGGAGGAGGUGGAGGAUAUGGAGGCGGCGAUUACGACAGUUUUGGAGGGAAUGACAGCUAUGAUGAUAGUUAUGAUAACUUUGGAGGAAUGGGACAGAAUUUCUCUCAAGACAACUCAGGUGGUAUGGGUCAGAUGUUUGGAAACGAAGGAAAUUUACCCUCAACCCAAGUCACCAUUCCAAAGGACCUUGCUGGUGCUAUAAUUGGAAAGGGUGGUGUCCGUAUACAAGAAAUACGUCGACAGUCUAAUGCCCAAAUAGUCAUAGAUGAGGGACUGCCCGGGUCAAAUGACCGAAUCAUCACUAUCACUGGGACCCAUGAACAGAUUCAAAAUGCCCAAUUUCUUCUACAAAGCAGUGUUAAAAGAUACUCUGGGAAAUACUGAAAUAUGCUGUGAAGAAAUUGUUAGGACUUCUAGAAACUGUGGGAAAGGAAUCUACAGUAUAAAACAAAUUGCCAUGGUGUCCAGCCAUGGACAGCCCUCACCAGAGACAUUUUGUCGGAACAUUUAACUUUUAGUAUCACCUUCCAUUUUCAUAGUGUAGAGGAUGCCAUUAUUAUCAUGACAGCGGUCCCAGCUGUUUCUCAUUAUGUGUCAAAUCUCAUUUUCUCUUUGAAAACAAAAGGAUUUUGUACUUCGUCUGUAGAUUAAUAUCUAAGUAGACAAUGUUCUGAUUUGCAUUCAGUUUUAAUUAUGUAAAUAUCAUCAGUAUUGUUGUUUUUAAUAAUGAUGCAGCAAGUCAUUAAUAAAAUAUCAUGAUUUCAA
Ostrea edulis (European flat oyster) is the source of this 2044-nucleotide messenger RNA. RefSeq names its product heterogeneous nuclear ribonucleoprotein K-like. Gene Ontology annotation, biological process: regulation of mRNA splicing, via spliceosome; regulation of transcription by RNA polymerase II. Gene Ontology annotation, molecular function: mRNA binding. The record is from RefSeq and is a predicted model, not a curated record. Lineage: Eukaryota; Metazoa; Mollusca; Bivalvia; Ostreida; Ostreidae. Gene Ontology annotation, cellular component: cytoplasm; nucleus. The transcript has 15 exons. Bases 269 to 1663 code for a protein of 464 amino acids.